Molecule: messenger RNA, 749 nt
Organism: Pyricularia oryzae 70-15
Lineage: Eukaryota; Fungi; Ascomycota; Sordariomycetes; Magnaporthales; Pyriculariaceae
Product: prefoldin subunit 4
Exons: 3
Coding region: 85-492 (135 amino acids)
Biological process (GO): protein folding
Cellular component (GO): prefoldin complex; cytoplasm
Source: RefSeq, a predicted model, not a curated record
AGCCAGCCUCCUAGGAGGCGGGAUUUUGGAGCAAGCAGCCCGACGUCAAUGAAGGCACGUUAGGACGAAGAUAAAACAAACAAGAUGCAGAGGCGAAUGUUAACAAAAGAAGACGAGGUCGCCGCUGGAGACGAGGUUGAAGUUCGCCGCGAGGACCAAGACAAGAUCAACAGGUUCAGUCGUCUGCAUCAACGAGAACUUUUACUUCAAGAGGAACUCAAAUCCAAGAAUAAAGAAAAAGAGGAGCUCGACGACAUCACCAUGGAGCUGGAGUUGGCCGACGAAGACGAGUCGGUUCCCUACAAGGUUGGCGACGCCUUUUUCCACGUCCCCCUGCCGCAGGCUCAGGAGAUGCUCUCUACCUCGGCCACCAAGGUAGAGGGCCAGAUCGAGGAUAUUGAGGACCGUCUGGGCUCGAUCCGGGAGGAAAUGACACAGCUCAAGGUGGAGCUGUAUGCGCGCUUCGGAAAGAGCAUCCAGCUUGAGACAUGAAGCUGAUGUGAUACUUGACAGCCGCUCAGUUGCACCUGUGCUAGAGAGUAGUAGUUGGGGAUUGAUAUCAACAGCCGAUGCCCACGGCUUAAAUUGAUUAAGCUUGAUAGGUUCAGCCAGAUCAACUUUAGCUCUGUUUCCAAAAUUCAGCAGAGGAAAAAGAGAAGAAUUUCGUUACACUCGCAGAACAGUUGAAAUUAUGUAUUCGGAAUGUGAUUGAGCCGUGCAAGCUAUCACAUAUCUAACCCGCCUGACCG